Messenger RNA from Gadus chalcogrammus (walleye pollock), 4131 nucleotides. It is a transcript of the gene ciita, whose product is annotated as class II, major histocompatibility complex, transactivator. Gene Ontology annotation, biological process: positive regulation of MHC class I biosynthetic process; positive regulation of MHC class II biosynthetic process; inflammatory response. Gene Ontology annotation, molecular function: protein binding. Lineage: Eukaryota; Metazoa; Chordata; Actinopteri; Gadiformes; Gadidae. The record is from RefSeq and is a predicted model, not a curated record.
CUUGAGGCACAUAUACAGUAGGUCUAAUUGGAUCAUCAAGAGACUUUUACUUUUGGUAGCUAUGUUUUAUCCCCCUGGUAAUUACCGCGUCUAGUAAUCUUUUUAUUAUUUUCUGACCAUUGAGUUUCGUUUUCAGUGAAUGCGGUGCCUUCCAGGAAUUCCGGGUUUAUAGUUUACAUACAUUAUAUUUUUACGAUAACUUGCAAUUCAAAAUUAAAUAUUAUCUGUCCAACUUAAACAUACACUCAGCCGUAUACAGACAAAAAUGAUAGCAGCAACCUUAAUAGUGUGCAUUGAACUAUUUUAACACACUUUGAAGGACCAGGCCAGGAUUCACGUGUUUGAUUAUUUUAAGAGUAUGACCCGAUUUUUUAUAAUCAUGUCGCCUAGAAGGGGUAGCGUCCAGGGUCAAGGGGUAUGUUGUGUGCAGGUUCACCUAUCUGGCAUAAAAAAUGGCAGGAGUGGUGCGGUUUGGCGGUUUGUAUCCCUGGAGGGGGCCCGGUGUUCUUAUGAGACAAUGGAACGGUAGUUAGGUACUUACCAGCCCAACAGCCAUAUACGGCUAUGCGCACCGUUCACCCACAUACUCUUCUCAACCAAUAUGAAGAAACCGAAAGUAGCCCGGUGUUUGUGUCUCAGUGCGCUGCCUCGCUCCUCCGCAGAAGCCGUUUGAGGACAGCAUAGAGGGGAGCGCCUCGGCCGGAUGACAACAUACAGGAUCGAUCAUAUAGCGCAGCCAUGCAGGACUGCCCGGCAGGGGAUGGGGAGCAUGGAGGAGAACCGAACCAGCCCUCUGACAUCGAAGAGCUUCCAGAUGUUGAAGAAAUGGAAGAAUUCCUGGCUACAUUCACAGACCAAGAUUCCCUCUUUGAGUUGGCCAAGAGCAACUCUGUCUCCACAGAAGUCCAAGAAACCCCAGACGCCAACACAGGUCUCGCCGGCGGAGAUGCAGUGGUUUCGGCGUCCGAUCCAGAGAGUGCAUCGACUACCCCCACUCCUCCCUCAAGUAGCCUGCCGCUCCGUCCACCCCUCCAGAUGCCUCUUCAGUUCAUCACCCUGGGUCACGCAGGUGGAUGUCAGUGUCCCACUGUCACCAUUUCUCAGCAUUCCCUGAUUGCCCUUGCACUGUCCGGUUCGGCCGCGAGCACAACAACAUACAUUUUGGUGCCGACUACGUCACCACCCCCUGUCCCGACUCCUUCCCCCGCGCGCGAUGCGGUGGCUCCCCUCCUCCUGGUGUCCGCUCCACAAGGGUCCAUCUCAGGCGAUGCUGGGGCAGGCCCGGCCCCCCAGUUCCCCCCCACUGAACGCGUUGAGGAUUACAUCGUCAAGGCAAAAGCUCAGAUGGAGAAAACCUGCCUGCAGCUGGAGGGGGGUCUCAGCCUGCGCUCCCAUUACGUGGACACGCUCCUGGUCCUGAGGGACGUCCUGCACUCGAGGAAGAAGGGCGGCGCGUGCCUGGAGGAGCUGCUGGCCCACAUGGGGGACACGGCCAGGCAGAAGGCCUCCCUCCGGCGGAGUCAGAUCUUUGGGAGCUCAGCUGGAUCCAAACCCAACCGCUCGGUACUGGUCCUUGGCCACGCCGGGACAGGGAAGACGGCCCUGAUCCAGAGCCUGGGCCUCGACUGGUCCACUGGCUCCUUCCCCCAGUUUGACUUCUUCUUCGUGUUGGACGGUAAAGGCCUCGCUCUGACCAAGCCCGCCUUCAGUCUGCCGACCAUGCUGCUGGGGGGUCUCUUCCCGGGGAGACCCCUAUGCCUGGACCCCCAUCAGGUCUUCAGUCGGGUCGCCGCGGCCCCCCAACGCGUCCUCGUUGUUUUCGACGGCUUCCAAGAGGCUUGGCACCUGGAAUCUCUGCUGCAGCCUCUCGACAAGAGCCUCGUGGCCGACCUCCAGAAGGACACCAGGAAACAGGCCUUCACCGUGAGGGAGUUAUACUCUGCCCUGCUCCAGAGGGCUCUGCUGCCCGGCUGCACCCUGAUGAUCGCGGCUCGGCCACGGGGAGCCACCGGCAAUCUCAGGCGCUGGGCUGACAGUCUCUUUGAGCUCGGCGGAUUCAGCCCUACAGAGGCCGACGGAGCUCUGUCCCGGUACUUCAGCGAACCGACCAGCCACAGCAACGCCCUGACCCGGCUACAGGGCAGUCCAUAUAUGUCCAGCCUUUGCUGGAACCCGGCCCUCUUUCGUCUGGUGUGUUUUGUGCUGGAACAUUGCGACCAUCGCGAGACCCUUCCCGACACUCUCAGCGGACUUUGCCAUCGAGCCUUGAGACUAAAGUUGGCGCGGCAGUUUGAGGACAGGAGUAGCCACGAUCCGUCGCCGGCGCCCUCGCGGGUCAAGCUCGAGAGCACCGUACCGCGGGGAAGCGGGAGUCUCAAACACGUAAAGGUUAAGAAAGUCAGACAAAAGAGGCUUACCCGCUCCUGCAACCGAGAGGCCAGGACUACAGGCGACAAAGUGAAAGAGAAGGAGCGAAAGAAGAUAAAAUCGAACGGCGGGAGAGACGAGGAAGGGCUGUUGGCUGAACUGAGCCGCUUGGCGUGGGAAGGGGUCCGACAGAAUGACCUCGUCCUUCCUCCAGGAGGAGGCUCCGCGGCUACAGCGAGGGAGGUCGGCCUGAAGGCUGAACUCUUCCACGCCCUCCAUCUAGGGGGGAAGCCGAAGGGAGGCUCACGACAGGGGGAGGGAGGAGGGCAGGCAGGGCAGAUGGAGAGUGCAGAUGCAGAGGGCCAUGCAGGAGGGGAAGGAGGAAGAAGGGGGAGCGAAGAAAGGAAAAACCCCAGACGAAGGACGAAGAGCGAUGAGGUUUUUGAGGAUGUGAGUGAGGGUAGCCACGUUCUGUCAUGGUCGAACCCUUUCCUCCAGAGCUUCCUGGCAGGUCUUCACAUAUCAUCCACAAGGAAGACGUCUGGACUCCUGAAGACCUUCCCCAUGCAGGUCGGCCUGGGGAGGGGUCGGCGACGGACCCACAAGGAGGAACUGGACCUUGUGCAGAGGUUCGCCAUCGGGACUCUCUUCCUGCGCGCCGGCGUCUCCCGGGAGUCCCCCUCCAAGCAGUCCGUCCUCGUCAAGCACCUCAAGGGGCACCUGGGCCAGGCUGACCAUGGCGCCGCCCACCUGUUGGAGGUGUGCCACUGCAUCUACGAGACCGGCAUCAGCCGCGCAGACACCCACUGGGGCACGCUGCUCGCCGGGGUCCUCCCAAAGGAAAUGAGCUUCCGGGGAGUGAGGAUGUGGCCGUCCGAUGUGCAUGUGGUGGGGAAGGUUCUGGAACUUGUUGGAGGUGGGACGGGAGGGGCGGGGAUCUGCCUGGGACUUGAGGACACUGGGAUACGGACGUCUGGGAUUCUGUCGCUACUGGGGCUCAGCAACAUCGCGUCGUACAGGGCAUGCACCGCGGACGUCAUCUCCAUGUGGGAGGAGCUGGAAGAAAAGGAGGAGCUUAAACUUAAAGGAGCCAUGUCCAAAUUCAAGCUGAACACAAAGGCGACCCAGGUGUGUCACGUUGAUGACCUAGCACGGCUGGUCAGCAUGCACAGGAGGCUGACUGACAGCUCCAGCCAAUCGGAUUCGCUCCUGGCGUCCGGGGUUCCGGCAGUGAAGGAACUACACAAGCUGGAGUUUGAGCUCGGUCCAGAGGAUUGCACCCUGGCUCUGCCUAAGCUGUGGUCACUCCUGCCCGGCCUCAACAACCUACGCCAUCUUGAUCUGGAAAAAAGUGAGGUAGGAGAUGAAGGCGCUGAGGCACUGGCUGGGGUCCUGGUUUCCCUCUCCCACCUUGAGAUCCUAAAUCUAUCCCAGAAUGGUAUUGGAGACCCAGGGAUGUAUGAGCUGUCUCUGGUCCUGAUGAACCCAGCGUCACUGCGUUGUCUCAGUCUGUACAGUAACAUCAUCUCCGACGUUGGUGCCCACUGGCUGGCCACAGUCCUGCCUCUGAUGGUGUCCCUGACUGACCUAGAUGUGAAGUACAACAACCUGACGGACGUCGGGGCCCAGAGCCUUGGAGCCGUCCUGAAGAAGUGUCCCUCCGUGAAAAGCCUGAGGAUGUGGAACACGUGUAUCUCAUUUGCGGUAUUUGAACGACUUCAGAAACAGGACAGCAGGAUUGUGUGCCAUUAGAACACACCAGAC